Ruditapes philippinarum (Manila clam) is the source of this 915-nucleotide messenger RNA. RefSeq names its product putative nuclease HARBI1. The record is from RefSeq and is a predicted model, not a curated record. The transcript is spliced from 6 exons. Bases 1 to 915 code for a protein of 304 amino acids. NCBI's taxonomy places the organism in Eukaryota, Metazoa, Mollusca, Bivalvia, Venerida, Veneridae.
AUGGAAGUUUUGUUCAGUGUAUAUAUCUUACAAGAAAACUUUACACAUUGCUCACUAUUCACUAUUAAACAGAAUGUGACAUCAUUUGUUUAUUUUCAGCUUCUGGUCACUUUGAGAUACUUGGCAAAGGGAGAUUUUUUCAGUGAGACUGGGGAUCUACAUGGAAUUAGUAGGAGUUCAGUGAGCAGACAUGUAUGGCAAGUUGUGAAUUCAAUUGAUGAAAAAUUGAAAAACAUAAAAUUUCCAACAGCAUCGGUGGAUAUAUCAAGUGUGAAAAGAGCCUUUUACAAGGUGGCAGGUUUGCCUAAUUGUGUUGGUGCUGUGGAUGGAACUUUGAUCCCAAUCAUAGCACCAGCAGGAUUAUAUGAACCUGCCUUUGUUUGUAGAAAGGGAUACCAUGCCCUUAAUGUGCAAGCUGUUGUUGACCAUAACAUGAGGUUCACCGAUGUUGUUGCUCGCUGGCCUGGGUCCACGCAUGAUGCCACUAUCUUUCAUGUGUGCGGUCUCAGGCAGAAUUUAAAAGAUAACAAUCUGGGUUGGUUGUUAUGGGAUUCUGGUUAUCCUCUUCGCCCUUAUUUGAUGACUCCAAAGAUCAACCCUGGACCAGUUAAGGAGGAGAGGUACAACAAAGCUCAUAGCCAGACAAGGAUGAUGGUGGAAAGAGCAUUUGGAAUGUUGAAGUCAAGAUUUAGGUGUUUACACAAAACAGGAGGUUGUCUGCCCUUCACCCCAGAGAAGUCUGCCAAAAUUGUCAGUGUCUGCUGUAAGCUACACAAUGUUUGUUUGGAAAGAAACAUUCCUUUAAUAGGAGAUAUAUUGAUUGAAGACACUUUGAAUAAUGAUGAUGUAUUUACAAUAUCUCAGAGUAUUCAAACUGGAAUGAAUACUAGGGCUACCCUAAUUGAUCUUUUAUGA